This is a messenger RNA of Rubroshorea leprosula, 1078 nucleotides long. Lineage: Eukaryota; Viridiplantae; Streptophyta; Magnoliopsida; Malvales; Dipterocarpaceae. The record is from the annotation of a GenBank genome assembly.
CACCACCGGCUUUUCCUCUUCCUCUUUGCCUUGCUUACCGCCGGCUGCUUCUCUUUAUUUUUUUUUUUAAUCACCGACCAGCUUUCUCCAUUUUUACAUUUCUUUUAACUUUUAAACUUCCAAAAAAUCCCUAAAAAUGAGGGCUUUUUGAAAAUCAAAAGUCAAAACCUCCUUUAUAUUUUCUUCUUUUUCCUACGGUCACUACCGGCUUUCUUCCCCUUUGCUUUUUCACCCAGAUCUGCUCCAUUCAUGGCCAACAACCCACAAGAACAGCCUUCACAUACCGAAUCUGUUGCUGUCAUGGCUGGAACCAAGUCUUUUGAUCCUAAGAAGCCGCCUCCUUCAAAUCUAGUGAGCCUUUUCCAAACCAAAGACCUCCAAAAUGAAAUCAAACAAGUUCUUCAACACCAUAAAACAAGCCAUUCAGAUCAAAUGUUUGUUCUCCACAUGAACUCUCAAAUUUUGGGUCCAUAUUUCAUUUCUCCUCCACCCCUUUCACUCAAAUUCCUUUACCCACAGUCGAAAGAACACCUCCUCCCUUUCCAAGUGAAACCGGAUUGGAGCAAGUGGGUUGGGCAUUUUGGGACUUGGCCGGCUUGGAGGAGAUAGCAAUGGGUUGAUUGGGUGAAUCGUCUUGAACCCGCCUUUGGCCAGAUCUGGAGUUCACUAGGAAAUCUGAAGAAAAGGGUGUUGCAGAGGAAAGUGGUGAUCUGGACUACCAGAAUUCAAACCAAGAGGAAGGUUACCAUUUCAGCCGAUUUUUCAAAGAAGUAUACCCUCUCCAAGCAGCAAAAACUAGAGGGAUCAAGAGGUCAGCAGUGAAACCUACAGCUGCCAAGAAGCCCAUCAAAUCUGCCUCCCCAUCAGAAUCCACUUCUGCCACGGAAACCCAGAUUCCUCCUAACAAAACAGAAGAUGUUGCUCCCAAGCCAGACCAAGUUAAAGAAAAAAUUACUGCAAGUGAUGAAGGUGAUUUUGCCACCAUCCCUAUGAAAUCUGGCAACAGUUCUUCUCCAGCCACAAAGGUUAGGGGUUCUAGAUUCUCUUUGCGCAUAGCUAACAAAAGCUUUAAAAUAGU